This is a messenger RNA of Parastagonospora nodorum SN15, 597 nucleotides long. RefSeq lists its product as hypothetical. The transcript is spliced from 3 exons. The record is from RefSeq and is a predicted model, not a curated record. NCBI's taxonomy places the organism in Eukaryota, Fungi, Ascomycota, Dothideomycetes, Pleosporales, Phaeosphaeriaceae. The coding region runs from base 1 to 597 and encodes 198 amino acids.
AUGCAAGACGCACACCCGCUGGCUCGCUUGCGGUUAGAGACAGCAUGGGCUAACCAAAUGACAUGGAACCUAGCACAUGUCGUCAAUUAUUGCUUCGAUCCGAACGCUGAAGCGAACAAUAGAAGCAGGCGAUGGCAGGAGCUCUGGGAUCAAGUCGACCGGUGGUCUAAACAAAGACCCGAGGGCUUCAAUCCUAUCUGGCAAGGCAAAGGCAAGGAACAUGGUGUUUUCCCCGAGGUGUGGUUCACCACGGACUGGCAUGUCCUCUCGUUCGGCUUCUAUCACUUCGCCUGCAUUUUACUGCUCACGUACAAACCUGGCCCGAAAUUCGCCAUCCGGAAUGCUACUGGUUUGUCAGAUGCGAAUCAACAAAUUCUCGACCAUGCCCGUGUUAUAUGCGGCGCAUGCAAAUGCGCUCCGGAGACUGGGCCACUGUCGAUUACGGUGUGCCACACAAUUUUCAUCUGGGGACCACUAGUGACAGACCCAGCUGAGCGAGAAGAGAUAGCAAAACUCCUCGUCGCUUUUGAGCAAAACCAUUUCUGGCCUACCGCCUGGAUCAUCACCGCGCUCAAGAAGGAGUGGGGUAUAAGCUGA